UCAAAAGUCGAAAUAUAUUCUCGUGAAUUUUUAAUACAACUAAUUUAAUUUCAAAGUUGUUUUCAGACACGAAUAGAAAGCCCAUUUACCUAUAAAUCUUCAAACAGUAAUUUUGAUAUUUCGACAAACAUUAGUUUCUAUUUGAUAUGUUGGAUAGUUGUUUCACUCUAACAUUUGCGGUAGAAGUUGUUCUAAAUGAAGAAAAUUCUCAGAAUGAUAACUUAAGUGCGGACUGGACGGAAUUAGGGCCAUGUAACCAAGGCCUAAGGCUUCACUACACCUUAUAUCAAGGCUAUACGUAUGACCUAGAUGUUCUAAUGUGGUCGAAUGCUGGUAAAAUAUGGUGUGGGAACAAAUAUGGUUGGGUUAGAACUUGGCAAUUCUUUAAUAAGCAUUGGAUGGUAUUCAUGAUACGACACAAGUUGCCAGUUAAAGUUGAAGAAUUCCGUCAUCUUGAGAUUGUUAUAAUACCAACUGUCGGAACUGGGUCAUUAGGCACCAACGCAAGAAAUGACAAGGAUUUUUUAAUAUUAAUUCCACCCUUAGAGUUUGGCGAGCUUCGAUAUUUUGGCAAAGUAGUAGAAAAUGAAGACGAGGGUGUUAUUAAGUCGAUUAUAAAUUUGAUUUGGAAAAAUGUUAUUAAAUAUAUUCCAGCGUCGUGUUUUGAUGGAGCAUUUGAUACUCCGUUAUUAGUGUCAGAUGUUCGACAUCAAGACGCAAUCUUAGGAUUCAUAAGAGAAACAAUGCUAACAUCCAACCUACAGUUCAAUAACAUUGGUGGUAGUGGUGAAUUGUCGAAUCAUAAAGAUAAAGGAAAAAAAUCUAUGCCUGAAUCGGAAAGUUAUAAACUGAAAAUAAGCGGAGAAGUCAUUCUUGCAGGGUCUGGAAAAUUAAAUCGAUUUCUCGAAGUCGGACAUCGUUCGACGCUGCACGGUCGCAUUUUGGCUGUAGUUAGUGCAAGCAAUUUGCCGGCACAGGACGAUUUACCUAUUAUGUUUGUUAAUAUUCAAAACAUAGAGAAUAUACCUAUAGAUGAAUUUCAAAAAGCCGGUAUUUAUCAAAUAUAUGCACAUUGGAAAGUGGGAAAAAUAGAACAUGACUCUGUGUUGCAAAAUGUGACGACUGAAACCAAAGUUCAAUUUAAUGAUAGCCACGUUGUACCGAUUGAAAAAACAUUAGUAUUUGAUGUAUUUAAUGCAUUAAUGGAUAAUGACUUUGAUGUACAGUUGCGCGGAUUAAGAAAAACUCCAAAGAAGGAAAAUAUUCAAAAUUUAUUUAGUACACAAACAAGUGGUACACCUACCAGUUCUCUGAAUAUUAAUAAUGAAGAAGAUAUUCUUAUAGCAGGCACUCGUAUUGAUGUCCGAGAAUUGUCUAAAGGAUCAAAUAAAGUCAUAUCUGGUGAAUUCUCUUUGUACCCUGAACAGACUGAGAUUUUGAAUUUAAAAAGUGAUUGCACGAAUUAUAUCAAUGACAUAUGCUCUAUGCAAAAGAACAAGUUCGGUUUUCAACCGAAUAUUGUACUUAAUUCGCAAAUGAUGCUUCAACUAUCAGUUGGUUUAGUUGGAUGUGAAAUAAAUUUAUUGAAAUAUUUUUCUCGUCUUUAUGCGUUAGCUAAAAGCGCGAAAGUAGCGUAUGAUGUUUUAGAGAAUAUUGAAGAGUUGAAUCAAAGAAUUCGCUCGAAAGAACAUUACUUAACAGGAUUUUAUCUCGAUACCGGUGACAAACAUUUCAUUUUCGUUGAAGGUGAAAAGAAUAAAGAUAUUAUCAAACUUUGGGAAGAAAUUGAAAGUUAUUAUCCUAAUGUAAGAUGCAAUUUUUCAAGUUCAGAUACCUAUUUGGAAAGAAUUUAUCCAGAAAUGAUUUCUUCAAAUAGACCUUUCGAUGUUUUAAAAAUGCGUGUAUCGCUAUCGUCUUUGUUGGCCUGCCCUCCAGUCUAUGCCCUUCCUACGUUACCUUUGCCAUCACGAGCGGCUAUGAUAAAGAUAAGUCAAAUAAUAGCUGGGAAUUUAAACAAAACACCGUCUCGUCGGGAUAUGCCGACUGCGUCUGAGUUGCGAAGUUUCAAACUUGAAUUAUGUGCACCUUUACGAUCAUUUGUAUGUAGAGAUUUUUCAUUUGCAUAUAAAUGAUUGAAAAUUAUAUUGAUAUUUCCGUUUGAGACGAUCCUGUCUACA
This is a messenger RNA of Papilio xuthus (Asian swallowtail), 2177 nucleotides long. RefSeq lists its product as uncharacterized. The record is from RefSeq and is a predicted model, not a curated record. NCBI's taxonomy places the organism in Eukaryota, Metazoa, Arthropoda, Insecta, Lepidoptera, Papilionidae. The transcript has 9 exons. Bases 147 to 2132 code for a protein of 661 amino acids.